Helobdella robusta is the source of this 1518-nucleotide messenger RNA. RefSeq lists its product as hypothetical. The transcript is spliced from 4 exons. Bases 94 to 654 code for a protein of 186 amino acids. Gene Ontology annotation, molecular function: calcium ion binding. The record is from RefSeq and is a predicted model, not a curated record. NCBI's taxonomy places the organism in Eukaryota, Metazoa, Annelida, Clitellata, Rhynchobdellida, Glossiphoniidae.
GCAUACCUUUGUUCCUCUUGUUUUCCGUGUUCCGAUUCUUCUCCGCAGCUUUUUGAAUUUUUUCCUUCAUCUUGUCAGCACGAUAAAAAAAAUAUGGGUGGGAAAGGAUCCAAGCCUGAUUUUAAGGAGUUGUCAAAAGGAUCCAAGUUCACAACGAAGGAACUGAAGGACUGGUUCACUAAGUUCAAGAAGGAUUUCCCAUCUGGAAAAAUCACCAGACAGGAGUUCACUGCUCUCUACAAGAAAAUGCUCCAAACUGAGGCUGGCGCCAGUGUUUCAGGAGAUGCAACAGAUUUUUGUGAUCAUGUUUUCAGACAGUACGACACUGACAAUAGUGGAACCAUCGACUUCCGUGAGUUUGUGACCACCAUCUCAGUGGCGGCCAGAGGAACUGCGAAUGAAAAACUGCUGUGGGCAUUCAACCUGUAUGACAUUGAUGGCAACCACUAUUUGUCUCCUAACGAAAUCACUGAGAUAUUAACUGCAAUCUACAAAGCCAAGAGUGUAUCCAACCCCGUUCCAAGCAUCAAGGAGACAGUUGACAUGAUUUAUGCACAAGCAGAUGACAACAAAGAUGGCCGCUUGUCUGAGGCUGAAUUUGUUACACAUGCCAUGUCAUGCGCCAGUCUGCGUGAAAUUCUCAACACUCUUUAAACAUCUGGUUAAGAUAUCCUGGGUGUUUAUAUGAUUCUAUAUACAAACAUUCUUAUACUACAUGAAUAUAAAGCUUUUGUUGUUUAUCAGUAUGUUUUCGACAGCUAUUGGGUUUUUUUUCAUUAGCUGUCAAUCAUUAUUUUUCAGUAUCAAAUUGCAAUUUUUGCAGCUUAUUUGUUAUAUUUUUAUUUAUUGUUCUCUUUUUUGUUUUAAUUAGUUUUUCAGUAGUUUAUUUGAUUUAUUUAAAGUUAAAAACUUUUGUUUACUAAUGUUGGUGUAGAUUUUUUUUAGUUUAAAAUUGUUUGCUAGUUUAUGGUGUUUUUUGUUUGAAAUUGUAGUCAUCCAGUCUCAAAUGUUUUAUAAAUUGUAUUGUGACUUUUUGAGAAAAUGUGCUUCAGCAUUGAUCAAGACUUUCUUACUGUUCUCAUAUAUACUUUUACAUCAUAUAUCAUUAAUUUUUUAAAAUACAUCAUAAAGUAUUAAUGCCAAUUUAUCAUUGACGUUUUAUUAAUUUCAUUGAGGUGUUAUUAGUCUUACGUUUAUUGAGUUGAAAAUUUUCUAAAUGGUUGUAUGUAUCAUAAAAUUGUUAGCAGGUUUUUUGAUUUGUUCAUUGGCUUCAUGUAACUUGAAAACGUUCAAUGUUUUCAUAUUUUAAUAGCGAUGUAUGUAGAUGAUUUGUUUUAAAGUCAACAGCAUGUCUAGACAGCAUAUUUAUGAUAUAUUUUCUCUUAGCUCUGAGCUUGAAAAUCCAUUAUCUUAUAUUUGGCGUACAAUUUUUGUACUCGAUGCUUAGCUUCCCAUUAUCAUUAUAUAAAUUUUCACAGUAUUAAAAACUUUCUUCAUAAAAUAAAUUUAAGAAACAUC